Molecule: messenger RNA, 164 nt
Organism: Dentiscutata heterogama
Lineage: Eukaryota; Fungi; Glomeromycota; Glomeromycetes; Diversisporales; Gigasporaceae
Source: the annotation of a GenBank genome assembly
AUGACAAAUCGUGUUCACCACAGCUAUCAUGGUGCAAAAAGAAAAAAGACAACAAUAUGCAGUACUCAAUUUCUUGACCAUCUUUGUGUCUACGCUAAUGAUGGUAGAUCUCGCAUUGGUAUUAUUUUUCAUGGAAAGGAUGAAAAAUGGAUUUUUCUUGUCAG